This is a messenger RNA of Metarhizium robertsii ARSEF 23, 852 nucleotides long. RefSeq names its product nitrilotriacetate monooxygenase component B. The transcript has 2 exons. The record is from RefSeq and is a predicted model, not a curated record. NCBI's taxonomy places the organism in Eukaryota, Fungi, Ascomycota, Sordariomycetes, Hypocreales, Clavicipitaceae. Gene Ontology annotation, molecular function: FMN binding. The coding region runs from base 1 to 852 and encodes 283 amino acids.
AUGUCCCGCGCCGCCGCCGCCGCCGCCGCCGGCCGCAACCCGCACCCGGACUUCAAGACGGUCGAGUCGUCCCGUCCCCCGGCGCCCCGGGCCUCGUUCAACGUCACGCAGACAACCGCGCCAGACUGGACGUUUGGCUCCGGCGCAAACACGCCGGAGCCGCCGUCGGCCCACGUCUCCAUCGACCCGUACGAGCCUGGCCGCCCGGCCGUGUUCAACUACAAGCUCCUCAUAUCGGGCAUUGUCCCGCGCCCCAUUGCCUUCUUGUCCACCCGGUCGGGCGACGGGUCGACCAACCUCGCGCCGUUUAGCUACUUCAACAUGGUGAACCACGACCCGCCGCUGUUUGUCGUCGGCUUCGCCAGCUCCGUUGCUUCGGCCAAGGAUUCUCUCAGAAACCUGCUCGAGUCCAAGGAGUGCGUCAUCAAUGUCAUCUCGGACUCGUUUGUCGAGGCUGCCAAUUCGACCAGCAUCGACGCGCCGUACGGCACCUCGGAAUGGGAUGUUAGUGGGCUGACUGCGGAGGAGUGCGACGUGGUCAAGUGCCCGCGGGUCAGGGAGGCCGUGUUUAGUGUGGAGGCGAAACUCGACAUGGUGAAGGAGUGGGAGAGCAGGGUUUCCGGCCAGAAGACAGGGGUCAUGGUGGUAUUGGAAGGGGUCCGAUUUUGGGUGAGGGAGGACGCUGUCAAUGAGGAUAGAAACAUGAUCGAUCCUGCGGUUUUGAGACCCAUUGGAAGGAUGGGGGGCAUCACGUAUAGCAGAACGAAUGAGGCCUUUGAGUUGCCAAGACCCAAGUUUGAGGAAGAUCUUGGCGGACAUCAAGGGCUGGAGAGGAUCAAAACUCAAAAGUGA